Brugia malayi is the source of this 222-nucleotide messenger RNA. RefSeq lists its product as uncharacterized. The transcript is spliced from 2 exons. The record is from RefSeq and is a predicted model, not a curated record. Lineage: Eukaryota; Metazoa; Nematoda; Chromadorea; Rhabditida; Onchocercidae. Bases 1 to 222 code for a protein of 73 amino acids.
AUGAAUCUUAUUCCUGCUCUGUUUCUGAUACUGAUGCUGCCAUUUAUUGUGAAUUCGUAUUAUUUUUAUCCUUUUUACGGAUAUUAUUAUCCUGUUUAUCCUGUUUAUUUUUCUUUCGGAUUCUAUUCUCCUAUGUUCAAUAGAAUGUCAACCGGAUUUCAACGUGGUGCUGAAAUAGGUGCUGCUAUUGGUGGUCUGAUAGGAAGUUUCACAGGAAAGUAA